AUGUAUGGACUUCUUUUUCGCACCGGCCGCCAUGCUGAACAAGCACGUCGCUGCACCGAGCGCAAACAGUGCAAGCUUUCCAUGUCAAAUGCAUUUCGUAAGCGCGCGCGAACCACGCGAAUCAAAGAGCGUCCCAUUCCUACUACUCGGGAUGACACGCAACCUCCAAUUUCGAUUGAGGUAUGGGGGAUGUUUACGGUUAAGCAACAAAAGUUGGUGUUCUUCAACAUCAAAACUGGGAUCUGGGAAUGUAUCCUAUUCACCUCAGUCUGCAUUUGGCAGUGGGGCAAUGAAGCCGAGAACGUGGUGGCUUCACUGCACAUGUGA
Cladocopium goreaui is the source of this 327-nucleotide messenger RNA. The record is from the annotation of a GenBank genome assembly. Lineage: Eukaryota; Dinophyceae; Suessiales; Symbiodiniaceae.